This is a messenger RNA of Mytilus californianus (California mussel), 3919 nucleotides long. Its product is annotated as nicotinate phosphoribosyltransferase-like. Bases 48 to 1700 code for a protein of 550 amino acids. The record is from RefSeq and is a predicted model, not a curated record. Gene Ontology annotation, biological process: NAD+ biosynthetic process. The transcript is spliced from 15 exons. Lineage: Eukaryota; Metazoa; Mollusca; Bivalvia; Mytilida; Mytilidae. Gene Ontology annotation, molecular function: nicotinate phosphoribosyltransferase activity.
GUGAUUUAAGUUCAUGAACUCCUUCUGUGGUUCAUUUCAGACACAACAUGUCGGGAGAUCACAGGCAAUUUUCUACGGUCCUUGGAAAGGAGCAGAAUGGAGUUAUACAGCCAAUUCUUACUGAUCUGUACCAGAUCACCAUGGCAUAUGCCUACUGGAAGAGUGGAAAGAUGAACGACGUGGCUGUGUUUGAUUUGUACUUUAGACGUAAUCCAUUUAAAGGAGAGUUCACCGUGUUUGCUGGUUUGGAGGAGUGUGUCAAAUUCAUUCAGAAUUUCAAGUUUACAGAAAGUGAUAUAAAGUACCUGAAAUCAGUGAUGCCAACUUCUGUCGAAGAAGAAUUUUUUGAAUAUCUGAAAGAAUUAAACACAAAAACAGUAACAUUAUUUGCUAUUGAGGAGGGCACAGUUGUGUUUCCUAAAAUUCCACUAUUGACAGUGAAAGGACCAUUACCUGUGGUACAGCUGAUGGAGACGCCAUUGUUAAACUUAGUUAAUUAUGCCAGUUUAGUGGCAACAAAUGGCAUGAGGUUUCGUAUUGCUGCAGGGUCAGACAGUAUCUUAUUAGAAUUUGGACUACGGAGAGCCCAGGGACCCGAUGGUGCUUUAUCUGCAUCUAGAUAUUGUUAUUUAGGAGGUUUUGACGGGACAAGUAAUGUAUUGGCAGGUAAACUUUACGGCAUUCCAGUAAGAGGUACACAUGCUCAUGCCUUCAUCACGUCAUUUUCAGGCUUAUCAGAAUUACACAAUCGGCAACUGGUUAGGAAAGGCACUGAUGAAAUGGUUGAUUUCAUUCCACUUUGUGAAAAAUGGCUGAAACAGUUAGCACCUGUAUUAGGAUUUUUAGAUGACCAAGUAUCAAAAAGUGAGCUGGCAGCCUUCAUAGCUUAUGCUACAGCAUUUCCUGAUGGUUUCUUAGCACUUAUAGAUACAUACGAUGUUGUAAGAACUGGUUUACCAAGUUUUUGUACAGUUGCUAUGGCUCUACAUGAGUGUGGCUACCAGCCUCGAGGUAUACGGCUAGACAGUGGUGAUUUAGCUUACCUUUCAAACCUUGUCAGACAGUCUUUUGAAAAAGUGGCAAGAAGUUUUAACGUGCCUUGGUUUUCACAGUUGACCAUUGUAGCCAGUAAUGAUAUUAAUGAAGACACCAUACAUUCAUUAAAUCAACAGGGACACAGUAUAAACAGCUUUGGGAUUGGAACACAUCUGGUCACAUGUCAGAAACAACCAGCACUAGGAGGUGUAUAUAAAUUGGUAGAAGUGAACAGUAAACCAAGAAUAAAACUGAGUGAAGAUGUGGAAAAGGUCACCAUACCAGGCCGGAAGAUAGCUUACCGACUGUUUGGGCACGAUGGAAAUGCCUUGGUUGACCUGAUGUUAAAACCAGAUGAUGAGCCACCUAAAAGUAAUGAGAGAGUUCUUUGUAGACACCCUUUCAUAGAGUCCAAAAGAGCUUAUGUAUGUCCUGCUAAAAUAGAAAGAUUACAUAAAGUGUUUAUAGAAAAUGGAGAGGUUAAGCAACCUUUACCUACAUUAACAGAACUGAGGUCCAAAGCCUUAUGCUCUCUGAAGAGUCUUAGAAUUGACCAUCGACGAGCCUUAAAUCCUACACCUUACAAGGUGUCGGUCAGCAGUAAUCUGUAUUCAUUCAUGCAUGACCUGUGGUUAGAUAAUGCACCAAUAGGAGAGCUUUCAUAAAUCAUGUGAUCUAGUCAAAUUAACAUCAUAUUAAAUAUUGUGAUAUCAAUCAGAAAACACACACACAUUUCCAAUCUACCAGUGGAAUUUUAUGUUGUAUGCGAGUAGAAAAUGUUAUUUUGAUGUUAUGUUAGACUCAGCUAAUAGUGAACCUGAUUGAGUAUGCUGUAAAUGAAUAUUUGCUAAUGUCAGUCAUUGAAUUUACUGCUGCAAAUUGUGAUUUAUAGCAGUGUAAUAUUUUAAAACAAACUUUUUCUAGACUGUGAUAUUUUACCACUGACAUAAUCAUGUCUUUAUAGAGAUUUAUUACUAUUCUAUCCCACACUCCAAUGGAGGGAAUAUACUGGUUUACCUCUGUAACACAUUUCUGUUUCUUUUUUCUCAGGAUGAUAAUUCAUAACUUCUUGAUAUAUGUCAAUAAACUACAUCUGAUAAUGUCAAAAUGUGUGACACAUUUAUUAGUUCCUUUCAUUUCCACAUUUUAUUUGCCUGAAACUUGUAGCUUGAAAUGUCAUGCACAUAUGAAAAUGUUGUCAUAUUUUCCCCAGCUUUUUUGGUAUAUGACCUUUUUCAUUAAUAUGUUUAUACAAUAUAUGUAAAUGCAAAACUUUUGUCAAAAAUAAAUAUUUUUCUUUUUAAACUAAAACAUUGAAAUGAAAUAAUUUAAAUGAUAAUGAGUUCUUAUCCUCUUUAUUUUUGAAAAGUCACAAAUUGAGAGAAAUAUGCAAAAAAACUUAAAAAAUAUUGAAUCUUGCUGUUCACAUCUCAUCUGGAUAGUUAGAGUUGUCUCCCUCCCAUUGUAAAGAACCAAUAUUUUCCUGACAAUUUCAAAUUCAGGCACUUUCCUAUACAUUUUCUAUAUCACCAUGCUUAUGUUAUUACGUCACAGUUAAAACAUAAUUGUAAUGAGACCAUUUAAAUUGAUUGACCUUGGGUCAACUGGCCAUGGUGUAACUUAUUCAUAAAAAAACAACUUGAGAUUGGUGUAUAAAACCUUACUCAGUAACAGAUUGAUAUUUUUUGAGAGAACAUUGAAUUCUGGUUGUUAUUUAUUAGAAUGCCUCCACUAUCUGUACUUUACUAUUUUUGUUAAGAGUUUUUUUAUUGAUGUAUUUGUUGUUCUGUUUUGUACAUAUUAUGAUACAAUGGUCCAUGAAAUUUUAAGGUAAUAUCACAAAGGCGAAUAUAUCGUCUAUAAGUUUUAAGAAAUGGGAAUUGAAAGAACAGACCAGUAAUCUCUAAAUGUUUCUGAUCUUUUUUUAUAAUUUGACAUUGAGGUAGACUUUUUUAUAAUGAUACAAAUGAAGUCUAUUGAGAUAAAAAUUUAAAUCAAAAUGAGACGGUAUUUAAAUGCAAGAUUGUGACUGGUAUGUUGAAAAAGAUUUGUUUUUUUUUAGAGACCACUUCACCGCAUCAAAAUUUUUGAUUAAUCACCAGUCAGGGGUGUUCCAAUGAACUUAUAAUUAGGAUUCACAUGCAUUACACUUUAAAUUUAUUAUAUGAUCAGCUCACAAAUUGACAUGAUGUUUUAUGAUUACAAAAAAUAUUUAAAUAAGAAUAAAGUCUAAAAAUCAAUUUAAUAGAUGCAAGCUAAGUUAGAAAAUCAAAAUAAGAGCAAUUCACUGCCUCAAAUUAGUCAACAUUUGACCAUACAAUUGUGUGGUAAUUACUUUGAUUACAUGAAUUUCAUAAAACACCUCCACACUAUCAUGUUCAAACAUUCCAACUGAUGGCAAUUUUUUAUUUUCAACUGAUAUUAUUACAAAAUAAAUGAUUGAUGUGAGUACAUCUGCACUGACUUGGUUUUUUUUUAUCUUCUUAUUUAAGAUAGUUUCGAAUGUUUUGUAUGGCUGAAACAUUUAUUUACUGUUGUAUAUAUCUGAACAGUUUGUUGGGCCAGUUUUGUCAUUCAUUUGGAUUUUUUUAGAGGGAUUACCUUUUAUAAGUAAGGUUUUUAUAUAUUUGAAAUAAAUAACUAAAUAUCCUACCCAUAUGUAGAUCAAAUAGAAAAACAUUCUGCAUUCUGUUUUAUGGCUUCUAAAAGAAAAAGCAAUUGUUACAAAAAAAACAUUUCUCUGUAGGAAUUAUGAAUACAGCAUUAAUUUUACAGCUGCUAACCUUGAAAAAAAAUCAUGUUUUUAUUAUAUUGGGAUAAACAGAAUAACUAUGAUAAGGAAAAAUAUACCCAGCUUCCUCUCCGCCCCCCUCCUCCCCCCCCC